GAGGCACAGCAUCAUUAGCACUACAACAUCUAUCUAUCUAUCUGUCUAUCGGUCUGUCUGUCUUUGCUCUCUGUGAAAGACGACAGAUACUAAACCCUGAUUUACUCUGCAAUAUCUUUUUACGUCCCUAAGUGCCGCUGUUGAUUGGUGUGAGGAAAAUAAGACCAUUUUCUAUAGCAAAGACCUCCCUUCUCUGUCUGCGUGUUAGAGCUCUAUUUUGAUCGGAAGUGGUUGUACAAAGACACUCCGCGGAUAAGCUCGCCACAAAAUAUUUUCACACGGUGGUGUUUUUGUCAAUCCAUUUUGAUUUUAUAUGUUUGUUUUUUUUCAUGAUGGGUGAGGUUUUCAUAUUUUCAUGGAAGCUGCUGUUUCUCUGUAUCGCACAAGUCACCGUCGGUCAUGUCCGUUAUUCCAUACCUGAGGAAAUGGCGACGGGCUCCCUUGUCGGGAACAUCAUUCAGGACUUGGGCUUGGAUAUUAAACGGCUGAAAUCUGGGAAAGCCAGGAUAUUUACCGAGGACGGCAGUGAGUACGUCGGUCUUAAUUUGGAUAAAGGUACUCUUAUAGUUAACAAGAGGAUAGAUAGAGAGGAGCGGUGCGGGCUAGUGUCUCCUUGCUCUCUGCAUUUUCAAAUAAUACUGGACAAUCCUAUGGAGCUUCACCGCAUCGAUGUUGAAAUCCUUGACAUUAAUGAUAAUGCUCCUUUUUUUGCCAAGAGAGAAAUGAGUUUUGAAAUUAGUGAAUUAGCUGUAAAGGGAGCGCGUUUUUCUCUUGACAGCGCCAGAGACCCGGACGUUGGGUUGAAUACUCUCCAAACGUAUAAACUCAGUCCUACAGAUCAUUUCAAAUUAAAUAUGCUAUCUCGACCUGACGGAACUAAAUAUGCUGAAAUGGUACUCCAGACGUUGUUAGAUAGAGAAAAUCAAGAAGAACAUAAACUAACACUAACAGCUUAUGAUGGCGGCGAUCCUCCUAAAUCAGGGUCUGUCAGAAUUAACAUUAUUGUAAUGGAUGCAAAUGACAAUGCACCUGUGUUCAGCCAGUCACUUUACAGAGUGACAGUUCCUGAGAACGCGUCAAAGGGUACUGUCAUUUUAAAAGUUAGUGCCACGGAUGCUGAUAAGGGAACAAACGGUGAGCUCGUUUAUUCCUUCUCUCAAAAUAGUGACGUGACAUCUUCUAUGUUUAAUAUAGAUUCCCAUACAGGUGAAAUAACUGUGGGAGGUGAGUUAAAUUACGAAAAAGUAAAACAUUAUGAAAUUGAUGUAGACGCUACAGACAAAGGAGGGUUGAGAGACACGAGUAAGGUGCUCAUUGAAGUGACUGAUGUAAAUGAUAAUGCCCCUGUCAUAAGUAUAAUUUCCCUCUCUAAUCCUAUACCAGAGGAUUCGGCUCCAGAUACUGUUAUUGCUAUGCUCAAUAUCAAAGACUUAGACUCAGAUAAAAAUGGCCAAGUUAAGUGUUUCAUUAGCCCAGAUUUACCUUUCAAAAUCAAGUCAUCAUCGACUAAUUUCUAUAGUCUGGUAUCUGAUGACGUUUUGGACCGUGAAACGACGCCAGAAUAUAAUAUAACAAUAAGAGCAAUAGACGAGGGCUCCCCACCUUAUUCAACAAACAAAACUAUUAAUUUAAGAAUAUCAGACGUAAACGACCACGCCCCAAUGUUCCCACAGCCAUUUCUUAACGCUUUCAUCACUGAAAAUAACUCACCUGGCAUGUCAGUCCUCUCUGUCAAAGCCACUGACAAAGACUCUGGUAACAAUGCGCGCAUUUCCUAUUUCCUUGAGGAUAGCCAGUUGAGUGGGAUGUCAGCCUCAGCUUAUUUUUCAGUGAAUGCAGAGAGUGGAGAGAUACUUGCUGUGCGUUCCUUCGACUAUGAGCAAACAAAAGAGUUUAAUAUUCGAGUCAAAGCUCAGGAUGGAGGCUCUCCUCCACUGAGUAGCAACGUGACUGUGAAAAUUUUGAUCCAGGACCAGAACGACAACCACGUAGGAGGCACCGGUACUUUGAAGCAAGCGUUCAGUUACGAGGUGUACGGAACUGCUGACUCCCGGAGGAGUGAUAUGAAGUACUCUCAACCCUUCAGUCAGAGCACUCUGAGUGUUGACCAUAGUGCUACCAGGACAGUGCCAAGGCAUAAAACAGGGUCUGAGAAUAUGCUCACGGAGCCCAAUGUUGCUUAG
Molecule: messenger RNA, 2183 nt
Organism: Lates calcarifer (barramundi perch)
Lineage: Eukaryota; Metazoa; Chordata; Actinopteri; Centropomidae
Product: protocadherin gamma-A11-like
Exons: 3
Coding region: 330-2183 (617 amino acids)
Biological process (GO): homophilic cell-cell adhesion
Cellular component (GO): plasma membrane
Molecular function (GO): calcium ion binding
Source: RefSeq, a predicted model, not a curated record